CCCUUUCCAGCUCCUCCGUUUCCCUCUACUCAAAUUGCCCGACCACUAGACCCCUGAACUUCAUGUCGAAGGGUUUGGUGAUUGUGGUCACCGGCGCAAACGGCGGCGUCGGCUUCGGCAUUUGCCAUAGACUUCUGGUCAACCUCUCCUCCGCAAAUCCUCCUGAUGCGCAGCCGUUCUUCAAUGUCAAGGAGGCCGACCCCGCCUACGCCCGCUCAUACCACGGUAUCCUGAAUGAAUACGACUUCAGCGACCCUGAGGCAGGCGUAACAAUCAUCAUGGCGUGCCGAGAUCCAAAACGCGCUCAGGACGCCAGGGCGAGACUCUACGCCUUACUGGACCAACAUAUAGCCAAGAUAUCACUAGGAUCUAAGGACCACGCGUACGCGAGUACGUUCCGGAGGAACGUGAGGCUGGAGUUGGAGACGUUGGACUUGUCGUCGGUGAGGAGCGUGCUAGACUUCGGGAGGAGGGCCUCGGACAGAGCGACGAUGCACGUCGGGGUCGUUGUAAGGACAAUUAUUAUUACACAAUUGCCUUACUCCGUCCAAGGGACAGAGGGUGGUAUCAAUACGCGCGUAGGUGUCACAGGACAAUUGGUGCUGGCCGGAUCCCUGGGUGCCUUCCCAUACGAGUACAUCUCACAUCUCAUAUUCAACGCCGGCACCGCGACGUAUAGCCACCUCGAUAUUCUCGGCUUCGUCUUGGAUUUAUUCCGCUGGCCUGUCCACGCCGUCCACCACCCUCGACGAAACAUGCAGGUCAAUGGCGUUCUGAGCAAGGACAACCUCGGAUACACUUGGCAGUGCAACACGUUUGGGCAUUACAUGCUGUAUCGCUCUGUUCAAGAUCUUCUCCUCGCGUACACUCGCCACACCUCCCGCUCCGCACGCGUGCUCUGGAUGUCCUCUUUGGACGCCGAGCCCGAGUUCGACCCGGCAGACGACUGGCAGCUCACCAAGACCUACCACUCGUACCAAGCGUCCAAGUUCCAGAUCGAGCUCAUCGUGUCCGAGCUCGAGAAGCGCACCAUCGAAGCGCAGGAAACUGGGCGUGCGUCGAGUCUGGGGGAGACGGUCGCGCCGCACGGGGAGAUCCACCACCUGAUCGUGUCCCCAGGGAUCACCUCUACGAACAUGAGCUCGCUGCUUAACAUCUGGAUACCGGGCUGGAGGUAUCUGAUGAUCGCCUCAUUCUGGAUCGUGCGCCUCCUCGGCGCGCCCCACGUCCUCAUGUCCCUCUUUUCCGCCGCCGUCUCCGCCAUCCACCUCGCGCUCGUCCCGCUCGCCGCCGUCCCGACGGUCCGCAGCGAGCCGCGCAUCUCCCCGCUCGACGUCGAGUACCCGUACUGGCACGCGUACCACAAGAAUUGCUCGGACAGGGUGAUGGCGCUGCGCUUCGGGAGCGAGAACGACAAGUGGGGGCGGGACCGCACGGGGGUGAUUGCGGUGCCGGUGUGGGAGGAGCACCCGAACGCGGGGGAGGUGCUGCUGGAGCGGUUCGAGCGGCUGUACCAGGCGUAUGAGGUUGGGUAUGAGGAUGGGGAGAGGGAGGGGAAGGAGAGUGGGUAUGCGAACGGGCAUGCGAAGGCGGCGAAUGGGAAGGCGUGGUGAUGGGGUAUGGACGUCCAUGCUGGGCGGAUGCUACGUGCGAUAGAUGCUGAUGUCAAAUCACAGACCCGUCAUGAUACCACGUCCACACACUCCUAUGCCUUGGAUAGAAAGUACUGUACACGCUAGGGUUUAAUGCCAGUGCUGUUCGGAC
Dichomitus squalens LYAD-421 SS1 is the source of this 1764-nucleotide messenger RNA. RefSeq lists its product as uncharacterized. Gene Ontology annotation, cellular component: endoplasmic reticulum membrane; lipid droplet; mitochondrial outer membrane. NCBI's taxonomy places the organism in Eukaryota, Fungi, Basidiomycota, Agaricomycetes, Polyporales, Polyporaceae. The coding region runs from base 63 to 1613 and encodes 516 amino acids. The record is from RefSeq and is a predicted model, not a curated record. The transcript is spliced from 6 exons. Gene Ontology annotation, molecular function: 3-beta-hydroxysteroid 3-dehydrogenase (NADP+) activity.